This is a messenger RNA of Xiphophorus hellerii (green swordtail), 1070 nucleotides long. Its product is annotated as trans-1,2-dihydrobenzene-1,2-diol dehydrogenase-like. The record is from RefSeq and is a predicted model, not a curated record. Lineage: Eukaryota; Metazoa; Chordata; Actinopteri; Cyprinodontiformes; Poeciliidae. Bases 70 to 1059 code for a protein of 329 amino acids. Gene Ontology annotation, molecular function: nucleotide binding. The transcript has 7 exons.
GCCUACUACGGCGUCCUUCAGUCGGCGCUACCUUGUGAGGGCAGAGAUAGCUGAGGACCUUGAUUCAACAUGGCAAUCAGGUGGGGAAUCUGCAGCGCAGGGAGGAUCAGUCAUGAGUUUACUGUGGCUCUGAAAACUCGUCCUGCAGAAGAACAUCAGAUUGUGGCUGUUGCAGCUCGUAGAUUGGAGGACGCUGAGGAUUUUUCCAGAAAACACAACAUCUCUAAGGCUUACGGCGGCUACGAGGACUUGGCCGCAGAUCCAGACAUAGAUGUUGUGUAUGUUGGAGUCAUCCACCCGUACCAUCUGGAGGCCUGUAAACUUUUCACAAAUGCUAAAAAGAACGUUCUGUGUGAGAAGCCGCUGGUCAUGAACGCCAAGGAAGUGAAAGAGAUUCUGGACUCUGCCAAAAGGAAUGAUGUCCUCCUCAUGGAGGCUGUGUGGACCCGUUUUUUCCAGGCCUCUGUGGAGAUCAGAAGGCUGCUGACUCAGCAGUACAUAGGGGCGGUGAAGAUGGUCCGUGCGGACUAUGGUGUGCCACUGUUGAACGUGCUGAGGGACCCUGAUGGAGCAUUAUUAGAUCUUGGUAUCUAUUGCCUUCAAGUAAUAAAUGUGGUGUACAACGGAGAGAAGCCGGAGAGUAUUCAUGUCAGCGGGGUCUGCAUGGAGACUGGAGUGGAUGAGACUGUGACUGUGAUUCUUAAGUAUUCUAGAAACAGAAUGGCGACAUUCACCUGCUCUGUUGUGGUCAAGCUGCGCAAUGAUGCCAUUAUUGUUGGGACAGAAGGCAAACUCCAGGUCCUUUCACCUAUGUGGUGCCCCACAAAAAUGCUUGUUCUUAGGAAGAUGAGCCAGAACCCGGAACCUGAAUCCUUCUAUACUAUGAACUUUACCAACAUCCCAGGGAAUCGUUGCGAGGCAGAUGAGGUCCGCUACUGUCUGCUCAAUGGACUGAAGGAGAGUCCAGUCAUACCCCUUGCUUACACUCUGCUCCUGGCUGAAAUAGAGGAAGAGAUCCGCCGACAGUUGGAAGUGGCGUACAGCCAGGACUGCCAGUAAAAGUUCAACUU